AUGCACAUUCCCCAAGUGAGGUGGCUCGGAUUUCUAGGCGCCAUAGUCGCAACUGCGCACGCAGUCGAAGUAGACUUGGUCUUCCCUCGCAAUGAAACAUAUUCACCAGCCGACUCAUUCCCUAUCAUCUUUGCUGUGCAGAACCCGCAGAGUGCAGAACUCCUCAACCUCCGCAUCUCCUACGACAUCCGCAAGGACAAUAACAGAAACAAUCAGACCACCCUAAACCACGAUCUGCGCUGGGCGAACUGGUCCAGCAGCGCAGGCCCUUACCUGGCAUACAAGUACGUCCGGGACCUCAACACCACGGGAAAUUGGAUCGUGGCCUGGGAGCUCUACUGGCAAAGCUGCGACGAGGAGGCGCUGGCCAAUGGCGGUGAACACGACGGGGUCUUUGAACACUACUACUCCUGGUGGCAGCACUUCACCAUCGAUGAUUCCCCCCCCAAAAAAGUGGAUCUCGUCGCAGCGACCGCCAACGCCACCUGCCCCGAGGACAGGAACGCGGUUGCGAUCAAUGUUACCGACACAACUAUGCAUUCGCCCCCAGGUGUCAACACCGCGGGCCGCGACACUUGCGUCGUUACGGCCAACUCGACUGCUAGUGCCACGCGCACUACCCCGGACCCCUGUCGCGUCGCUAUCGACGCGGAUACCGAGGCCAGUAUGGCCGCCGUUCACCAGAAACUGCUCUGCGAUCGUCUGAAAAACCCUAACCCGCCUGAAGACUGUCCUGCUGAGGAGAAUGGCGCUCAGCAGUUGGCUGUACUUGCUUCCUAG
Aspergillus udagawae is the source of this 780-nucleotide messenger RNA. RefSeq lists its product as uncharacterized. The coding region runs from base 1 to 780 and encodes 259 amino acids. The transcript has a single exon. Lineage: Eukaryota; Fungi; Ascomycota; Eurotiomycetes; Eurotiales; Aspergillaceae. The record is from RefSeq and is a predicted model, not a curated record.